AUGCAAGCACCUUCUUUUAUAGAAGAUUUUCCUCACUCUCCACCUUCGGUUUCUAAUAGCAAUUUCAAUCGGUUCGGUUUGUUAAUGCAACAACAAACAGAUAAAACCUUUGCCGCAACUACUUCUAACAAUACUCCUUCAUUAAACUCAUCAAACUCAUCAAACUCACAAAAUUCAUCAAGCACGACGACACAACGGCCUGGUGUUGCGGCAAGUUUCUUGUAUAAACUGACUGAAAUAGCUGCCUAUGCUUACGCUUCCGCUAGCGAUACUUAUCAGACUGUGACGGCAGGUGGUGGAAAAGAAGAAAUACCUGUAAAAAAGAAUAGUGGAAGGGAGUAUCUUGACGAUGAUGUAAUGCAAAUCAAUGCCGAUGAUUCUGAUGAUCCUGAUAUUAACGAUGAUGAAUUAAGUGAUAAUGAUGUCGCACAAUGUAGUAAUAGCGUCGAGUCAAACAACCUUAAGAUGCGUAACGAUCUCGAUAAAAAGUCUCAAUGUUCAUGGAAUUCAAAUGAUGAUGAAGAACCUCCUCCACCGUAUGAUAGUUCAUGGACGAUGGUUGAGUCGACACCUGGUAAUUCUGUGAUUUCAAAUUUGUCUGAAUCCGCUGUACAUAAUGUGUCGGAUGCCUCCACACCAAUUUCCUCUCCAAAGCAAAUACAAUUUGCUACUCCCCAGGAUGACUCGACUCCACAAUCUUCUCCGGUUGAUUCUUCAUCUACUACUCCUACAUCUACUAAGCGUAAACAGAUUCGUGUACGUCGUCCUCGACGAUUGCUACGUCGUAAAUCUUCUUCAACCGACAUGACAAAUCAAUCUAGAUAUGAUGAUCAAGACGCGAUGUUAUUAAAAGUUAAUGAAAAGCUCGCUGAAAUGAUUUCACAGGGAAAAGAUGCCUUAAACAGCACUGUUAAUGUAACAGAAGUCGAAAUUAUGCUUGCCGAAGAAAAAGAAAGAGAAAAUCGUAUAAUGAAAGAACUCGGUCUUCAAUCUUCUACAACUCGUCGGCGAAGGUUGACGGGCUCCUCUUCAGAUUGUGAUUAUUUUAGUGGUUCAAAAUUCUCUGAGCCUAUUCAAGGUGCUCCCAUGCAAAAUGGUUUUCAUGUUGUGCCACAAACUGGUGGAUGUGAUCAUAUGAUGCCAAGAGGUUGUUUCAAUGGUCCAUUAUCUUCUGCUGGAUACGGAAAUGGAAAUUAUGGCCCAAAUGCUGGUUCAUGUGGGCAUAAUGUCGGUGGUUUUGUUCCAAAUCAGAACGGCUUCGGGGCAAAUUCUGGUCCCUUUGGUCCAAAUAUGAGUGGAUUCGUUCCAAAUGUAAAUGGAUACGGUCCAAAUGCAAACGGAUACGGUCCAAAUUCAAAUGGUUACAUGGGUUCAAAUUUAGGUGUUUAUGGGCCUAACGCAAAUGGUUACACGGGUUCAAAAGGUAGUUCCUCUGCACCAAAUGCUAAUGGCUAUGGGACUAACAUUCCUAAAGAAACGAAAAAUAUGGUGCUGACUCCCAAACUUACCAAUAAAAAAAUUAUAUCCAACACGGAUCAGAUCAAAACCUUUAGCGAUGAUUCUAACAAGGUUAACAUGUCACCUUCAAUAAAAUUAGAGGAAAUGAAUGACACAAUUUUAUUUGACGAAUGGUUGGCCAAUGAUCUUGAGAAUUUCCUAUCAAAGACCGAUGACUUUUUAUUCACCCCCAAGACCAUAAAUCACGACGUUUCACCUGUUGUAUCCUCUUCCAUGAAUAUCCCUUUGACAUUCAAUAAUAUUUCUAAUUCUCAUGAAUCUGAUUCCCCUCUCUUCACAUCUGAUUCUAAAUCCUUUUCAAAAAGUCCAUCUCUCGAUCCGGCUAAAAAGCUUUUCCCUGAUCUAUCGGAUGAUAACUCUACUUCGAAAUCAAUAGAUCACAAUUUAGCGUCAAGUGUGCCAGCAGUUGCUAUCACUGCAGAUGAUCAACUUUCGCUGCCUAUUUGCCAACCAGAUUAUACAUCUGCUUUGAACAUCCCUUGGGAGUCUGAUUCGAUCAAUACUUCAGAUUUUCUUUCAAAUAAAUCCUCUUCAUUUACUUCCACUUUGACAGAUAAUACAACCGAUCUCUCAUCUAAUGGCAUCGUGAAAGCGAAAACAUCUCCUACAGAUUCUAUUACGACCACAACAACUUCACCUACAGAAAGUGUCCCUACUUCACCGGUAACCAAAACUACAACUAAUAUUAGUCGUAAGCGCUCCGUUAACGAAAUUGAAAAGGAUCCAAAAACAAUCGCCGAAGAAUUAGCUAUUAAACGUGCAAAAAAUACUGAUGCAGCUAGAAGAAGUCGUCUUCGUAAAGUUUUAAAAAUGGAAUCAUUAGAAAAGCAAGUAAAUGAACUCAAAAUUGAAAAUAAAAAAUUUCAAACUCGUGUUGCUGUUUUAGAAAGUGAAAAGAAGGGAUUAAAAGAAAAGAAUAAUGACAAAGAUAAUAGAAUCAAAUUAUUGGAAAAACAAUUAGCUGAAUCACAUGAGAG
Molecule: messenger RNA, 2495 nt
Organism: Dentiscutata erythropus
Lineage: Eukaryota; Fungi; Glomeromycota; Glomeromycetes; Diversisporales; Gigasporaceae
Source: the annotation of a GenBank genome assembly